This is a messenger RNA of Corythoichthys intestinalis (scribbled pipefish), 2429 nucleotides long. RefSeq lists its product as uncharacterized. The transcript is spliced from 3 exons. NCBI's taxonomy places the organism in Eukaryota, Metazoa, Chordata, Actinopteri, Syngnathiformes, Syngnathidae. The coding region runs from base 184 to 1944 and encodes 586 amino acids. The record is from RefSeq and is a predicted model, not a curated record.
GUGUGGGGGGUGAUUGGAAGCAAGACGGAGCCUGCACUAGUUGUUCAUUUGCUGUGUUUCAACAAGUUUUCUAGCAGCCAGUGAGGAAGACACUUAGAUUAUUUGUAACCCUCUCGCACACUGCAUGGCUUUGUAAACGAGUUUUGCUGAGCUCACCACCCACCCACUGCUGCUGCCACCAACAUGCUGACUGCUGCUGUGUGGCUGAUGGCCCUGCUGGGCCCACCGGUGCAAGGCUGGUGGGGCCUGUCACCGGCAGCUGACGACGACGCGUCACAACUCGGAUGCGGCAGCAGCUUCUUCACGCAGACGUUUCCUCAAGGCGAGGGUUCAGCAUUGAAAGUUUGGUGUCAUGGUAAGCACAGUGGCCCCAAGUUUGCCACCCUGCACAGGCCUGACUGUCACACCGCUGUUGCCUUGGCCAUCCGUCUCGGUCCCGGAUGGUUGUUGGGACAAGAGUUCCAAGAAGAGGAGAUUUUGGAAAAGGAAGAUGGUGUCAAAGUGUUUGUUCCAGCUUUUCUCCGAAGAAACUACUACAACUCCCCACCGACAGACUCCCACUUUCUACACUGGGACUGGUCCGUCUCCACUAUAAUCCGUAGUCAUGUCGCCCACGAGUGCAACGACCGAAACGGUGAACUCUACAUCCUAACCGGGGUGGGAGCUCGCUGGGCCGAGGGGUGUCAGGUGAAGCCACAGUGGUCAGCGGUGUGCUGCUCUGUUCCGGACGCUGAAGGCGGCUUUAGCGUGGGCUUUAUAAGCAAAGAUGAUGAUGGCGGCACCGUGCUGCCGGUGAGUGUCAAGGAAUUGCAGGAGAAGCUGGGAGUGGAGGGGCUUUUCUCCGGAGGCUGCGUAGGGGAAGACAUGGUUGGGGUCACUCAAGAUCUUUACACUGGGGCCGACAUAGAAAAGCUGGCCGCAAAUCUCGCUGAGAGUUUCCGCAUAGUAUCGGACGCCGAUGAAAGUGGCUCAGAUGCAAGCAACUCUGAUACAAGCCACUUGGAUUCAGGUAAGGCUGAUAUAAGCCACUCAGAUGUAAGAGACUCUGACACAAGCCAGUCUGAUACAAGCCACUUGGAUUCAAGAAAUGCUGAUAUAAGCCACUCCGAUAUAAGCGACUCUGACACAAGCCACUCAGACACAAGCCCCUCGGAUACAAGAAACUCUGAUACAAAAGAAGCUGAUGUGACAGAGGAUUAUACUGUUGAGACCGAGAGCAGUAGCAUCGAGGCAGCUGAAGAGAAGCGCUAUGUUGAAAGUGUCACUGAACAGGUGGACGAAGCAGAAAGCAAUUCCAGCAGCAUCGUAGUCUUCAUCUUAUCCACCACUUUGUCCAUUCUCAAAGCUCCACUCAGGCCUAUCUUCUCCAGGAUCACGCAGUUCCCUGGACAGGUUUUGUACGUUCUCCAGGAAGACCUGGGUGUCCUUACCGCUCUCCCAGGAGACACCUUCUCCUUCUUCUACCUCUUGGUAUCAGAUCUUCUGUCUUGGAUACGCUGGGCUUUUGAGACGCUGCUGGACAUGCUAAUGGACUGCAUCUAUGGACUCUACUACUGCUCUUCCUCCAUGCUGGCAGAGCUGCUGAACAGCUGCUACACGGGGGUGACCGGCGUAGGGACACUAACCGGCGACACGGUCGGGAUAUGUGGGGAUGUCGUGGGCAACACGUGGUGGGUAAGCAAAUUCUUCGGAGGGCGUCUUCUUAGGCAGAGUGGGGACUAUGCUGGGACCGUAGCCAUGGAGAUGGGGGAUCAGGCGCUGGCCUUGGGCGGAGGGACGGGUCGGCUGGCGUGGAGAAGCGUAGUCGGGGUGUUCAAUGUGUUCUUCACGGGGGGGAGUAUUGUCUUCGGAGUGUUGGAUGUAGUGUUUGGGGCUUUCACAGAAGGGUUUGGACAGGAGAUGGAUACAACACCACUCCACACUAAUCUGUUGGAGGCGGAGUAGGAACAUUUUGGAGUGGGUGUGUCUUUUUUUUUGCACUGGAAAUUAAAUUUACAACUUUUUAUUGGAUUAACAGUGAACAAAAAUUGUUAUUUCAAUUUUUAAGGGGACAUAUUUGGGCUAAAUAAACAUUUUAAUGGCUUGUAUACUAAUAAUUCUGUUUGCAGAGUGCCUGCUCACCCAUUAUUUAUGAAAGUAAACAAAUGAAAACCAACCAACCAAAACUAUUCGAUGUAUGUUGUUUAGUGAAAUAUACAUACAUAAAAAUCCACUUACGUGACAUGUGAAAUUCUUUUUUUCUGUCCUCAUGGGUGCUAAGCAAAUUAUGUCCCCUUUUAUUUCACUAUUAACCAUUCAGGUUUUUAACAGAUUACCUCUUGAAAUGUGAUUAGGGAAGAACGGCUUGAUGACACUGAAUGUGCCUUUUUUUCUAAUAUUUGUAGUCAUAAGAAUUGGAUGUGUUUUGUUAUGCUUGAAUAAAAGAUAUU